GAGAGAGAGAGAGAGAGAGAGAGAGAGAGAGAGAGAGAGAGAGAGAGAGGGAGAGAUUAGUAGUUGAGGAGAGAUAGUAGAGAGAGAGAGAGAGAGAGAGCAUUAGCUAGUGUAAAAGAAGAUGGGUAAUAGCAUAGGAGGGAAAAAGAGAACAAAGAUUAUGAAGAUUAAUGGUGAGACAAUGAAGUUAAAAACUCCACUUCAAGCAGGUUCAGUCACAAAGGACUAUCCAGGCUAUGUUCUGCUAGACUCAGAGGCUGUUAAGCAUUUCGGAAUUCGAGCAAAGCCACUAGGACCUUACCAAGAACUCAAGCCCAAAAGGCUAUACUUCUUAGUAGAAUUACCUAAAGUUGCAGAAAACAGAUCAAUGAGAAAAGUGCGAUCAGGCAUUAACAUGAGUGCUAAAGACAGACUGGAGAGCCUAAUGCUGGCCAAAAGAUCGGUUUCCGAUCUCUCGUUGAUGCAGCAGAAGAGCAGCAUUGGUGAUGAGAGGAGGGGAGUGAUGGAAAGUGAGCCCGGGAAGCUGAAAAUGAGGUUGCCGAAGGCAGAGGUGCAGAAGUUGAUGAGUGAAAGCAAGACCGAGGCCGAGGCAGCCGAGAGGCUAAUGCAGCUAUGUCUGGAUUCGAGUGAAGGCGAGACCAAUGGCCGAGUGCAUUGGAAGGACGGUGGCUAUGGUAGAGCUAGCCACGGCGUCAAGCCGCGUGAGAAGCGAGUGGCGUUCUUGCCAGUCGAUGUAGGCGAGAUUCAUGAAUCAGGAUGACAAUGCUCGCGAUUGAAGCUGCAAGAACAAUGCUUGUGCAUUCACGUCGUUAAUACUAUAUACGAGUGCAUGUAACCCGAAUGUAUAUAUGUAAUCUCUUACGAGCAAGACAGCAACUAAUGUUUUGAUUCCAAUCUUUCGAAAUUUUGGCGCAUUUUGAUUUA
Molecule: messenger RNA, 924 nt
Organism: Daucus carota subsp. sativus
Lineage: Eukaryota; Viridiplantae; Streptophyta; Magnoliopsida; Apiales; Apiaceae
Exons: 2
Coding region: 122-760 (212 amino acids)
Source: RefSeq, a predicted model, not a curated record